Argentina anserina (silverweed cinquefoil) is the source of this 1736-nucleotide messenger RNA. RefSeq lists its product as uncharacterized. Lineage: Eukaryota; Viridiplantae; Streptophyta; Magnoliopsida; Rosales; Rosaceae. The transcript is spliced from 4 exons. The record is from RefSeq and is a predicted model, not a curated record. Bases 613 to 1536 code for a protein of 307 amino acids.
UCUACUCUUCUUUCUUGUUCUCACACUCACUGUCUCUGUUGCUUAGUCAUUUAAGAGCCGUCAGAUUUGACUGUAUUCUUGGAUAGAUGAUUGUCAGGUUAUAUUACUGGUUCUCAUGGAUGACUUUCUUGGAUGCAUUUGUUGUUUUAUAGACAUAACUAAUCUUGGAUUCUGUAGUGAAAUGAUUGGAUUGCCAUACUGUAAUCACCAUCUGGAUCACAGUAUUAUAUGUCUAAUGAUCUAAUCAGUACAAGAUAUAGUUGAUUGACCCAGCUGAUCAUUUCAUCUAUCUGCAUGAGCUAGAAUCACAAGGUUUAAGAUUUCCAAAUCUGGUGGGUUUUGUAUUGAUGAAAUCAACUGAAUGAGCUACAUGAUCAAAUGGGUAACCGCUGAAACAUUGUAAUUUUAGAUUCUCUAUAUGUUCAAAGAUGAAAAUUUCUUUCUUUAAUGCAGAGAAUUGGUAUCUGAGAUGUGGUUUUCGUGGCUGACCUUUACGGUGAUGUUUAAUUUGUCACAUCGUAAUCUGCAGGUGACCCUUCUAUGAACUGGAAGGGGAACAGUUGUUCUUUUCCUGACUAAUUGAGCCGGGGUUUGCUUCUUUGGGCUAUAACCAUGUCUGCGUAUGGCCAUCAUAUGGAGAGGGAGUACUCAGCUCAGACUCUUUCGAGUCAUGAAGAGAGGGCAAGCAGUUAUGUAAUGGAGUCAGGGUUCUACAUGUCAUCCUUUGCUACAACAAUCUUCAUUGCUUCACUCAUUACCGUCGGGUUAUUAUUCAUCACUUUGCUGAUUGCACUGACGGUAAUGCUGCAGUCUUGUGAAAGCAAGAGCCGUGGAAUUGUUGAGGUUCAGAAAGAAACUUAUGAUUCAAAUUACUGCCAUAUCUUCUUUCUGCAUAUGGAACUCAACAACUUUGAGGGUGGUCAGUUCCCUUCAAUAUGCAGGGUUGCUGCUAUUCAGUACAUCAAAAAAGGUCAAUAUGCAAGAGAUUUAAAUUCUACCAUAUCAAUGAUUGAGGAAUAUUUUGGUAGUGUUACCCCGCAACAUGAUGGUCUGGAUGUAGUGUUGAUGGACGUAGAUGAUAUUCUUUCUUCAAACCCCCAGAAUAAUAAUGUUUCAGCGCAGCAAUAUGAUCACUAUGCUUGUAGUCAUCGUGUGGAAGAGGCAAAGCAUCUGAAGCACAUGUUUAUUCUGAGACUAUACAUGAAACUUCAUGCUAGUGGUUGGCCAUUGAUUUUGUUAUCAAGAAAGCCGGAGACAUAUAGGACUCCCUCUGUUCAGUAUCUUGUAUCUGCAGGCUACAAAGCUUGGUCUUCAUUGAUUAUGAGAUCAGAAGCUGAGCUGCAUAUGGAGACCGGUGACUACUUCUCUAAACGAAGGGCUGCAAUGCAGAGGGAAGGAUUUCGCAUAAUCGGCAGUAUAAGCAGUCAGAUGGAUGCUCUAAGAGGGCCAUUUUUAGGAAAGCGUAUUUUUAAGCUUCCAAACCCAAUAUACUACGAUCUUGAACAUCAAAUCGAAGACAUGCAUACCCCAAACUAGAACAUAUAGUAAGUUCCAACUUGUACAUACACAUUGCUUUCUAUACUGAAACUGCUUUUGAGUACUAGUGGUCAAGGAAUGUCAAAUACAAGUUGUGAAGCAUUGUAAGCAGCCAUAUCGAUCAGAUUGUUACAAUUAUUGUAAGCAUUCUUUAUAGAUUGUAUAAGAUUUGACAAAAGUAUAGUAUACGGUUUCUGUUA